GACAUGAGACAACGACCCAACUCAUUAUCGUUUGGCAGCUGAAACUACACCACAGCGGAAAAGAGUCACCGUCGCAAGUUCUAGGCUCCUGUUGGUGGGUUAGAUACAGAGAAGCUAGCAAACUUGUUUUGCUUGUUAUCCGUGUAUUUAUGUGAGGGUGUUGUUUGGUUACUUAAUCCGGAUUCCUCCAAAAUGCCUAACAUAAAGAUAUUCAGCGGUACCUCUCAUCCGGACCUUGGCCAAAGAAUUUCCGACCGCCUGGGACUUGAGCUGGGGAAGGUUGUGACCAAAAAAUUCAGCAACCAGGAGACAUGCGUGGAGAUCGGGGAGAGUGUCAGAGGAGAGGAUGUCUACAUUGUCCAGAGUGGUUGUGGUGAGAUUAAUGAUAACUUAAUGGAGCUCCUCAUCAUGAUCAAUGCCUGUAAGAUUGCCUCUGCCUCACGAGUCACGGCUGUCAUCCCCUGUUUCCCAUAUGCAAGACAAGACAAGAAGGACAAGGUGGGGAGUCGGGCUCCCAUCUCUGCAAAGCUGGUGGCCAACAUGUUGUCAGUGUCAGGAGCCGAUCACAUAAUCACCAUGGACCUGCACGCCUCGCAGAUACAGGGGUUCUUUGAUAUCCCUGUGGACAAUCUAUACGCGGAGCCAGCUGUGCUGAAAUGGAUCAAAGAGAACAUCAAUGAGUGGAAGAAUUGCACCAUUGUGUCUCCUGAUGCUGGAGGAGCCAAAAGGGUCACCUCUAUAGCAGACAGGCUGAAUGUGGACUUCGCCCUAAUCCACAAAGAGAGGAAGAAGGCUAACGAGGUGGACCGCAUGGUCCUGGUGGGGGAUGUGAAGGACCGAGUGGCCAUCUUGGUUGAUGACAUGGCAGACACAUGCGGCACCAUCUGCCACGCUGCAGAUAAGCUAGUGUCUGCUGGAGCCACAAAGGUCUAUGCCAUCUUGACCCAUGGGAUCUUUUCAGGCCCUGCUAUCACCCGCAUCAACAACGCCUGUUUUGAGGCUGUGGUUGUCACAAAUACCAUCCCUCAGGAGGAUAAGAUGAAACACUGUUCAAAAAUACAGGUUAUUGACAUCUCCAUGAUUCUAGCUGAGGCCAUUCGCCGGACACACAACGGCGAGUCAGUGUCGUAUCUCUUCAGCCAUGUUCCCUUGUAACAUCCCAUGAACAACCCCACCCUGCUUUCACCGGAAACCUGUACCAAAGGACGGAUGUCUGGAGCACCACCAUCAUCUCAACCCAUCCAUUUAUUCCCCAUCGAAGGAAGGAAGGGAGGAAAGAAUGAAGGACAUACUGUGGGGUCAAUUAAAAAAAAAAAAAACUCCUUACCAAUAUUCUGUUACAGUGCACUGGCUAUCAACUGGUUUGACCUUUUGACUUACCAAAUGAAGAUUUUAGUUAAUUGGUGUAUUAAUAUGCCAGGCUGUUUCAUAUUGGCAUUGUCUGCCAUGUUUCACAUAGGUAUUGUUUAUUACAAGAUUGAAAAGCUCUAGUUUACGUUGCUGCUGAAAGCCAUUUUGAGAGAAAUGUUCACGCCAAUAUGGCAUUAUGUUUAAGGAGCUUGUUAUUUUGUUACUGAUCUGUUUUCCGCUACAAGGCGGUCUAUCUACUGCAUUUCCUAGAUAAUGUUAUAAUUUUGAGAUGCUUGUACUGAUAGAAAUCUGCGUUUACACAGUUCAACAACAAAGCAUUGUGUACUGUUUACAUCCACGCUUUAGUUAGACUUUAGUUGUUUUCAUGCCUUUAUAUUUCAAGCUAUAUUCUAGGACGUGUUUGCAGUUCCAAUUCCAAGUGUCCUUAGUUCUAUGCCUUGGUGUGUUGAUACCAUGAUUUUAAUAUUUAGUUGCAUGAUUUUUAUGUAGUUGUAAUCAAAGCAUGACUUUCAGUGCACACAUACAGGUAACUGCCAAAAUAAAGGAAACACCAGCA
Molecule: messenger RNA, 1927 nt
Organism: Oncorhynchus nerka (sockeye salmon)
Lineage: Eukaryota; Metazoa; Chordata; Actinopteri; Salmoniformes; Salmonidae
Product: ribose-phosphate pyrophosphokinase 1-like
Exons: 7
Coding region: 193-1155 (320 amino acids)
Biological process (GO): 5-phosphoribose 1-diphosphate biosynthetic process; ribonucleoside monophosphate biosynthetic process; purine nucleotide biosynthetic process
Cellular component (GO): ribose phosphate diphosphokinase complex; cytoplasm
Molecular function (GO): ATP binding; magnesium ion binding; ribose phosphate diphosphokinase activity
Source: RefSeq, a predicted model, not a curated record